This is a messenger RNA of Syngnathoides biaculeatus (alligator pipefish), 2734 nucleotides long. RefSeq lists its product as uncharacterized. The transcript is spliced from 2 exons. Lineage: Eukaryota; Metazoa; Chordata; Actinopteri; Syngnathiformes; Syngnathidae. Gene Ontology annotation, biological process: regulation of toll-like receptor signaling pathway. The record is from RefSeq and is a predicted model, not a curated record. Bases 1611 to 2423 code for a protein of 270 amino acids.
GGGAGUACUGGAGGCUAUCCGAGCUGUCAACGGGCAGGAGGCAGGGGACACCCUGAACUGGUUGCCACCCAAUUGCAGAGCACAUAGGGACAAACAUCCACACUCACAAUCACACCGAGAGGCAAUUUAGAGUCUCCAAUUAUUGUUGCAUGUUUUUGGGAUGUGGGAGGAAACCGGAGUGCCCAAAGAAAACCCACGCAGGCACGGGGAGAACAUGCAAACUCCACACAGGAGUGUCCGGGAUUUAACCAGGGACCUCAGAACUAUGAGGCCACCACUUUACCAUCUGAACCACCGUGUCACCUGCCUUGAAAAUUAAAUACAAAUUCAGUUUGAUGUACUACAGAAUGGCUGUAGUGUACUUAACUUGUCCUCUACUACAGAGAUUCUCCAUCAUUUCCAUGGGAAAUGAUCCAUUAAUCAAUCCAUCCAUUUUCUUUGCCGCUUAUCCUCACAAGGGUAGCGGGGAGUGCUGUAGCCUAUCCCAGUUGUCAACAGGCAGGAGGUGGGGUACACCCUGAAGUGGUUGCCAGCCAAUCACAGGGCACAUCGAGACAAACAACUGCACUCACAGUCACACCUCGGGGCAAUUUAGAGUGUCCAAUUAAUGUAGCAUGUUUUGGGGAUGUGGGAGGAAACCGGAGUGCGUGAAAUUAAACAGGUCCAAAUUUCACAUGAAGACCAUUUGUGUCUAAAUUGAGAAGAGAUCAUCACUAUUUCAGUAUGGCAUGUCAUUGCCCAUUCAGGGUACAGCGUCUGCAGCCCCUGCAUAGUCGUGCACUUAAAAGUCUGAAAUGUACACCUCAAUAGUUGGGGCACCUUAGAAUGUGUGUACAUCAAGUUCCAAAAUCUGUAAGUGUUGUUGUGCAAUAACACCACUGUAGAACCUUACACAUUUGGUAACAUUAUUUGCACAUGUGCCUGCCUGUGUUUCAACAUGCGUGAAAACUACCAUAUGAUUGCUCUCACGAGGCAGCGAAGAAAAUUUCCCAUCUUGCAUUUGUAAGCAGAAGAAGAUUCCAUUCCCCCAUGCACUGACAAUGUAAGCGAGUUAUUAGUCAACAUGUUACGCCCUGGGUUCUGCAUAUCCGCAGCUACGAGCAAUUUAGUCUUCAAUCAAUCUAUCAUGCAAGUUUUUGGAAUGUGGGAGGAAUUCGGGGUACCCGGAGAAAACCCACGCAGGCACGGGAUGAACAUACAAAAUCCACACAUCUGGAUUUCAACUAGCUAAAAAUAUUUUCAGAUUACAUUGUACUGUAUGCACUGAAAAAAAAUGUACGUCAACCGUUUGGAUGUUUAAUUGGCUGAAUUUAUGACUUAUAGACUGUCAAAAAAUAAACAUACAAAAAUGAAAGAAAAUAGUCGAACACGGCGGAUUCAUUUAAACUUUCAAGUUAUCUCCUCAUCAUGAACUUGCUGUGGCCUUCUUCUCUUUUCUUAUUGUUUUGUUUUUUUUCCUACUUGAUUAAGGAAGUAAGUUUAGUGGGUGGAGAGGUCACUUCUCUCUUAGAGAAGUGACACUCACACCAGUAGAUCUCCACAUUUACAUCAGCACUCACAUUUUACUUUUGGCUUUAACGACUCGCAACAAAAAGGCACAAUUGUGCGGAAUGCUGGGUGAAGGUUUUCUGACGGUUUUGACUUACAAGGAGGAGGUGACUUCUGAUUCCAUGGGAGACAAGUUGCAUACAAGAUCGAGUAGUCCUCAGACAGACCUUCAACAGAGAGGUGUAGACCUGGAAAAGACUGGUUGCACACUUUCUAAUGGAUCCUGUGAAGUACCAGCAGCUCCCCCAGGUCUUUUUAUCUCCAGGUGUUCACCUGCUCAAACCCUGGAAAUGGACCUGACGCUGGGUUCAGGUCCUUGCAGCCUCCUGGAACAUUAUCCUGAUCUCCAGGUGGCUGACUCUGGGCCCAUCUCUUACAAUCCUUCCAGACCCACCGCCACUCUGCAAGAUCUUUACACUCACUCUUGUGCUUUGACUCUGUCAGAGCGUGCAGAACAACAGCAGUUUCUUCACGAGCAUCUCCUUUCACUUCCAGACCAGGGCUAUCUGGUUAUGGGUGACAGCGUGAACACCAGCUUGGGUCUGCACACCUCACAGUUAGAACCCAUGUCUAACUCAUUGCUAAAUGGACUUCUGGAGAAAAAGCUGGAUGAGGUAUACUUGCAGCACCUGACUGACAACCUGGCUCGAUGCAGCUCCAACUUGGGUAACAGCCUCCUGCAUGGCCUGGUGUCCCCUCUGCAAGCUAACAACUUACAGCAGGACUCCGACUCGCUCGAGUCCAGUUUGGAAAAGGGACCUGGAGGAGAGAGAGGCAAAAAGAUAAGUCAAGUGACCACCCCAAAUUUAGCUCCAUGUUCUUCCAACUUUAGCACACCCAUCCUUCGUAUUUCUGAGGAUACUUGUUCAGAAUGAAAGCAUUUAAUAAGUACUUGGAUGUAUGGCCGACAUUAAAAACGUAGUUGAUUUUUGUUCUUUUCAUCCAUAGAAAAUUCAAGGCCUACAAUGUGUUUCGUUUGAAAUUUUGCUCACUUUUGGUGACGUGACUCUUCUUUAAUUGCUUGCAUAUGACACCUGCUGGUAGAUUUUUGUACAACACCACAAAGUCGUCAUGCCACUCGUAAUAUAAACCUGUGAUUUACCAGAUUUAUGUCAACUGUGAUUAAGAUUAACGCUUCUUUGAUGAGCAAGAAAUAUUGUAAAUAAAACUAAAUCUGUUACCUUUU